Limulus polyphemus (Atlantic horseshoe crab) is the source of this 669-nucleotide messenger RNA. Its product is annotated as protein ZBED8-like. Gene Ontology annotation, molecular function: protein dimerization activity. The record is from RefSeq and is a predicted model, not a curated record. The coding region runs from base 1 to 669 and encodes 222 amino acids. Lineage: Eukaryota; Metazoa; Arthropoda; Merostomata; Xiphosura; Limulidae. The transcript has a single exon.
AUGCUAGUAUACUUGACCGACAUAUUUACUCACUUAAAUGAACUAAGUAUUUCCCUCCAAGGAAGUAAUAAAAACGUGGUUAUUGCACGUGUAAAAUUGGCUUCCUUCAAAGCUAAAAUUCCUUUGUGUUUGAGAAAUAAUGAGAAGGGAAAUUUGGCUAGGUUUCCAUCGCUGGAAGAAGUUGUUGAAGAACACGAGUCACUACUUCCAGAAGUUGCCACAACAAUACGCAUUCACCUUGAACAGCUAUUAUAUGCCUUUGAUGGGUAUUUCUCUGCAGGAAAUUUGGAAGCGAGCGACCGCUGGACAAGGAACCCGUUUCUGUUUCAGUUAAGCGAUAUGCCUGACGAAGAUCAUUUCAAGAAGGGAAUAAUUGACAUGCAAAAUGAUCAUGCUGCAAAAAUGGAGUUCGAAGCGAAGACUUUGGAAAAUUUUUGGGCAUCACAAGUAACAAGAUUCCCAAACAUUUCCAAGAAAGCACUUACUGUACUUGUUCCCUUCGCAACAACAUAUCUUUGCGAAGUAGGGUUUUCGACUCUUCUUUAUGUGAAAAGCAAGUUUCGAAAUCGACUCGAUGCUCAGCACGACAUGCGCAUCGCUCUCAGCAAAAAGGAACCCCAUAUUCCAGACAUAAUUGCGAAGAAACAAGAACAAAUGUCACAUUCAUAG